Messenger RNA from Phymastichus coffea, 1392 nucleotides. RefSeq names its product zinc finger Y-chromosomal protein-like. The coding region runs from base 242 to 1339 and encodes 365 amino acids. Gene Ontology annotation, cellular component: nucleus. NCBI's taxonomy places the organism in Eukaryota, Metazoa, Arthropoda, Insecta, Hymenoptera, Eulophidae. The record is from RefSeq and is a predicted model, not a curated record. The transcript has 5 exons.
UCGAGCCAACAUCGGCACGACGCGUGUAUAUUGUGUGUAUCAGCUGAGAAAAAAGCAGAUUAGUUUUAACCGUCUGUUGCUGACAAACCAAUUCGAGAUUCGCGCUUUCCUUGCUGCCGAUCGGCAACCACUGUGUUUUUGUUACUGCUGCGCUGCUUGACUGCUUAGGUUUGUUUACAUGCGAGCGUGGAAUUCGAAGGUGCCUGUUGCUUAUCCAUACUGAGGCUGCAUUAAUUAUCUGAUGGAAAUCGCUGAUGAUUUUUGUAGUUUUUCACGAAGAUGGAGAAAUUUCAUGGAAAUAAGAGAAAUAUUUCUACGAUUAUACCUAAGAGAACCUAUUCCAUCAACAGAAUUCAUUACAGUAAAAGAGGAAAUAAUUGAUAUCUCUGAUGACGAUGAAAAAAAAGUACACAUCAUUGAAAAUGAAAAAGAUGGCGAGUUACAUUUACCAGGUACUUCCCAUUUUCAAGAAAAGAAUCCACUUGAAUUAGUUACUAGUUUCCCAAAUUUAGCGACAACUAGAAAAAUACAUAACAAAUAUCAUUUGCAUACUCGCAUGGAGCUGUAUUGUCCAAUGUGUACACGAGUAUAUGCCAAAAUUUACGGCCAAAGACAAACACACUGUCCGAAUUGCAACGAGUGGCUUUAUUCUCAGUGUAUGAAAUGUAAACGUCGUUAUCGUCAAUACAAUGACAUAACAAUGCACCUAAAAUAUGUUUGCGGCAAAGAAAAACGUUUCACUUGUCAAUUAUGCCUCUAUAAAACCGCGCGUUCAGAUCGCAUGAAUGACCAUAUGAAAGCUUUACACGCUGAGAGCUUGCCAGAAUCCGAUUUUAAAUGCGAAAAGUGUGACAAGACGUUUAAGCUCAAGCGAUACUUGUCGGAGCACAUGGCGCGCGAAUGUGGCAGUUUACAAUUCAAAUGCAAUUACUGCGACUUCAAAAGCAAGUACCGCAAGUCAUUAACAAACCACGUAAAGAACCGACAUGAAAGGGACGACAGCGUAUCGUUCGACUGCCAAAAAUGUGGAAAGAUUUAUCGUACUAAGGGUGCACUUAAGAAACACGUGGAUACGAUUUGCGGCAAGGCACCGACACUUCAAUGCGAACAUUGCGAGUACAAGACUUAUCAUAAGUAUCCGUUGUUGGCGAUACACAUGCAAAGACAACAUCCAGCUGUAUACGGAAAAAAUGAUUUCGUUUGCAGGUAUUGCAAGACUAAUUAUCACUGCAUGUACAUACUCAAUCGACACUUAAAGGAUGCGCCGAUUUGCGCACUCAAGGAAAAUAUGAGAAUAAAAGCUGCUGAAAAGAAGAAGAAAAAGAAGACGAAGUUCUAAAAUUAUCAUUAUUUUUUUGAAUAAGAAUAACUGUACCAAUUAUUUAUUUUACA